Dentiscutata erythropus is the source of this 125-nucleotide messenger RNA. Lineage: Eukaryota; Fungi; Glomeromycota; Glomeromycetes; Diversisporales; Gigasporaceae. The record is from the annotation of a GenBank genome assembly.
UACAACAAGCAUCAUGUGACAAGAAUAAAGAUAAGAAGCAAGAAAAGACAAAGCCCAACGAUUUGUCAGUAAAGGCUGAUCCAAAUGAUAAAGUUCAGAAGAAGGCCUCAACAAAGGAGUCAUGA